Paramecium tetraurelia is the source of this 773-nucleotide messenger RNA. RefSeq lists its product as uncharacterized. The record is from RefSeq and is a predicted model, not a curated record. The transcript has a single exon. Lineage: Eukaryota; Ciliophora; Oligohymenophorea; Peniculida; Parameciidae.
AUGUCACAUCAAUACUUAAGCGAUUUUGAAUCCUUCGAUAACUGCAGCUUGAAUGCAGAAGAAAAUAACAAAACCAAAUAUCAGAAACUCAAUCUGUUUAAAAAUGAUUCCUUUUAAUUCGAUAUCGAUUUUGAAUAGAUAUCAACCAACAUUGUCAAUCAACCCUAUGUCCCCCAUUAAGAGGUGAAUAAAAAGGAAAACAGUUAAGCAGUCAACAAGAAGAUUAAGAAAUAAUCAAAAAAGGAAAGAAAUUUAAAGGAUUACAAGAAGAAUAUCUGCAGAAACAUUUUAAGACAUGCCAUUAAAUCAAUGAAUAAUGACCAGGAUUGCAUUACCUACCUAUCAGAACUAGUUGACAACAGCAAAUAAUUCAGUCUUUAUUAUAACAAAUAAUUGGAACAAAUUACUGGGUUUAGAGUACUUAGAGAUCAUUUAAUUGAAAUGAAGGAAGACAGCCAAAUUGUAAAGAAUAGAAAGUUGGCUUUUAAGUAUUACUUAUUAUGGUAUUUGAAUUCGAAAGCAACUGCAAUGAUUUUAAGAGGAGAGACUCAAAAUCCUCAAGAAUACCUACGAUAUAAGAAUGAAGUGCUAAUGUAUUAUAUACACCAGCCUCACGAAUGGAUGUCUAAUAACCCAGAGUGGUUGAAUGCAACCACAUAGGGAAAAGAAAAACAGUGCCAACUUAGUACAGGAGGUUCAUGUAUUUGAGAUGUCAUGGGAUGAUUGCGAAAUUAUAGCUGCGUGGUCUAACACCACAGAGAAUGAAGACAUUU